Ostertagia ostertagi is the source of this 249-nucleotide messenger RNA. The record is from the annotation of a GenBank genome assembly. NCBI's taxonomy places the organism in Eukaryota, Metazoa, Nematoda, Chromadorea, Rhabditida, Trichostrongylidae.
AUGAUUACCGGUGACUACGAUAAAAUUCACAUGAUUUUUCGCUUUUCCAGAGAUUUUUACCGUACGAAUGAUGUCCGUCCACCGUACACAUAUGCAUCGCUUAUACGGCAGGCUAUUAUGGAAUCACCUGAAUGUCAAUUGACGUUGAAUGAGAUCUACACCUGGUUCACCGAGACGUUUGCAUACUUCCGAAGAAAUGCCGCCACCUGGAAAAUCAAGAUGCAGUUGAAGCAGUUUGCAAGUGUUUAG